Molecule: messenger RNA, 401 nt
Organism: Drosophila biarmipes
Lineage: Eukaryota; Metazoa; Arthropoda; Insecta; Diptera; Drosophilidae
Exons: 2
Coding region: 27-335 (102 amino acids)
Source: RefSeq, a predicted model, not a curated record
ACGGUUUGAAAAAUCUCCAAACAGAUAUGCUCUUGCCCCGGCUGCAGUUGCUUCUACUUCUCCUUGGCCAGGAGGCCACGUGGGGGUCCUUGCUGCAAGCCGAUUGGCCAAAACGACAGUUGGACUGGUGGCAGAAGCAGUACUACCAAUCGUCUUGGAAACAGAGGCUGCGGUUUACGACUACUCCGAGGCCCGGAGCCACUCCCGAGUCGGUGGAGACCAGGUUGGUGUACCCAUGCUACUGCUACAAGCCAUCCCUCGAGGGUUUGGCCACUGCCAGUCCAGUGGAGAGGCGGAUGAUUGAGCCCAAGGAGCUGUUCUUCUUGAAUAAGUAGUAUUUACGGUAGACUAAUACGAAUAUCACAUAACCAUCCUAGUAAAAUUAUAUAUACUUUCUAUAA